GCACGGCGCGGGGCCGGGCCGGGCGGCUCCCGGCGCGACUUCCUGUUGUGCCCUCGCCCCGCCGCCACCGCCGCCGCCGUCUCCCGGCGCCCCUCGCCCGCUCCCCGCGGCCCGGCGCGGCCGCCGCCCAUGGAUUUCACCUAGCGCGGCGGCUAUGGCGGCGCAGUGCUGCUGCCGCAAGGCGCCCGGCGCCGAGGCCGCGCCCGCGCGUCCGCCGCCCGAGCCGCCGCCCGCCCUGGACGUGGCCUCGGCCUCCAGCGCGCAGCUCUUCCGCCUCCGCCACCUGCAGCUGGGCCUGGAGCUGCGGCCCGAGGCGCGCGAGCUGGCCGGCUGCCUGGUGCUCGAGCUGUGCGCGCGGCGACCCGCGCCCCGCGCGCUCGUGCUCGACGCGCACCCGGCCCUGCGCCUGCAUUCGGCCGCCUUCCGCCGCGCCCCCGCCGCCGCCGGCGAGCCACCCUGCGCCUUCGCCUUCGCUGCACCCGGGCCGGGUCCCGCGCCGCCGCCCCCGCUGCCCGCCUUCCCCGAGGCGCCAGGCGCGGAGCCCGCAUGCUGCCCGCUGGCCUUCAGGGUGGACCCUUUCACGGACUACGGCUCCUCGCUCACCGUCACGCUGCCGCCUGAACUGCAGGCGCACCAGCCCUUCCAGGUCAUCCUGCGCUACACCUCGACCGACGCCCCCGCCAUCUGGUGGCUGGACCCAGAGCUGACCUACGGCAGUGCCAAGCCCUUCGUCUUCACCCAGGGCCACUCCGUCUGCAACCGUUCCUUCUUCCCGUGCUUCGACACGCCCGCCGUCAAGUGCACCUACUCGGCCGUCGUCAAGGCCCCGUCGGGGGUGCAGGUGCUGAUGAGUGCCACACAGAGCACCUACGUGGAGGAGGAGGGCGUCUACCGCUUCCACAUGGAGCACCCCGUGCCCGCCUACCUCGUGGCCCUCGUGGCCGGGGACCUCCAGCCGGCAGACAUCGGGCCCAGGAGCCGCGUGUGGGCUGAGCCGUGCCUCCUGCCCACGGCCACCAGCAAGCUGUCAGGCGCGGUGGAGCAGUGGCUGAGCGCAGCCGAGCGCCUCUACGGGCCCUACCUGUGGGGCAGGUAUGACAUCGUCUUCCUGCCCCCCUCCUUCCCCAUUGUGGCCAUGGAGAACCCCUGCCUCACCUUCAUCAUCUCCUCCAUCCUGGAGAGCGACGAGUUCCUGAUCAUCGACGUCAUCCACGAGGUGGCCCACAGCUGGUUCGGCAACGCCGUCACCAACGCCACGUGGGAGGAGAUGUGGCUGAGUGAGGGCCUGGCCACCUACGCGCAGCGCCGCAUCACCACCGAGACCUACGGUGCUGCCUUCACCUGUCUGGAGACAGCCUUCCGCCUGGACGCUCUCCACAGGCAGAUGAAGCUCCUCGGCGAGGACAGCCCAGUCAGCAAGCUGCAGGUCAAGCUGGAGCCAGGGGUGAAUCCCAGCCACCUCAUGAACCUGUUCACUUACGAGAAGGGCUACUGCUUCGUGUACUACCUGUCGCAGCUCUGCGGGGAUCCCCAGCGCUUUGACAGCUUUCUCCGAGCCUACGUGGAGAAGUACAAGUUCACCAGCGUGGUAGCCCAGGACCUGCUGGACUCCUUCCUGACCUUCUUCCCGGAGCUGAAGGAGCAGAGCGUGGACUGCCGGGCAGGGCUGGAGUUUGAGCGCUGGCUGAAUGCCACGGGCCCCCCGCUGGCCGAGCCAGACCUGUCUCAGGGAUCCAGCCUGACCCGGCCCGUGGAGGCCCUCUUCCAGCUGUGGACCGCGGCGCCCCUGGACCAGGCGGCCGCCUCCGCCAGCACCAUCGACAUCUCCAAGUGGAGGACCUUCCAGACGGCGCUCUUCCUGGACCGGCUCCUGGACGGGUCCCCGCUGCCCCAGGAGGUGGUGACGAGCCUGUCCAAGUGCUAUUCUUCCCUGCUGGACUCGAUGAACGCCGAGAUCCGCAUCCGCUGGCUGCAGAUCGUCGUCCGAAACGACUACUACCCCGACCUCCACAGGGUGCGGCGCUUCCUUGAGAACCAGAUGUCCCGCAUGUACACCAUCCCGCUGUAUGAGGACCUCUGCACCGGCGCCCUCAAGUCCUUCGCCCUGGAGGUCUUCUACCAGACGCAGGGCCGGCUGCACCCCAACUUGCGCCGGACCAUCCAGCAGAUCCUGUCCCAGGGCCUGGGCCCCGGCACAGAGCCCAGCGUGGAGCAAGGCGGGGCCAGAGCGGACUCGGAGGCGGACGCGGACGCACCAGCCCUGCUGCUCGGGGACGAGGCCCCCGGCAGCGCCAUCUCUCUCAGGGAUGUCAACGUGUCUGCCUAGCCCUGACUUCCCGACACCACAAUUGUGCCUUCUGGGCCCCGGCCCACCGUGACCGCGCCUCAGCCUGGCCGGGAGCUCUGCCGGGCCCGCGCACCCCUCCUGCAGGCCCUCUGGGGCCCCCCCGGGGCCGGCCAAUGCCAGGGGACCUGGUCCCCCAGCCCUCUUGCACUGCAGGCCUGGAGUGGCCAGCACACGCCACCCCCUCCUGUCUCAACACUGACUGCCCGGCGCUGCCCCUGGGUGGAUGGCGACCGCCACACCGUGCCUUACGUCUGCCGGGGGCCCGGGCCACGCUGUCCCCCCAGCGUGCUUCCUCCCCGCGGACCCCACCCCCCACCCCCGGGGAUGGCAGCCUCGGCUGGCCCCCGGCAGGGGACGCAGACAUGCCCUCCGUGUGGGGGGAAGGGACACCGAGGAGAGGGUGGAUGUCCCUGGGGAGGGGCCCCCGGAAAGCCUUAGCUCCUCAGGGAACACGGGAUCACAGGAUCCCAGGCCCCAGGGGGAGUGGGACGGGACAGUCUGUCUUGGGGCUGCCUGGGGCCAGUGCAGCAAUAACACACAGGGAGGGGCAGGCGGCGCUGGUGCUCUUUCUAGGCCCACCCUGCUGGAAGAGGCCUGGGGAACCCAGUGCUUAGAGCCGGGCCCCCCGGGGGACCACUGUGCAGGGUCACCGUGAUUGUCCCAUUAAACCUCCACUCUGCAAACUAC
This is a messenger RNA of Balaenoptera musculus (blue whale), 3034 nucleotides long. RefSeq names its product arginyl aminopeptidase like 1 (gene RNPEPL1). The record is from RefSeq and is a predicted model, not a curated record. The coding region runs from base 155 to 2326 and encodes 723 amino acids. Gene Ontology annotation, molecular function: zinc ion binding; metalloaminopeptidase activity. Gene Ontology annotation, biological process: proteolysis. The transcript is spliced from 11 exons. NCBI's taxonomy places the organism in Eukaryota, Metazoa, Chordata, Mammalia, Artiodactyla, Balaenopteridae.